AUGUCAUUAUUAGAUGAUAUUAACUUCUGCUGGGCUAUUUCUAAUUAUCAUAAUUACAAAUCAUCCAUAUCAUUAGAUCAUUCAAUAAAUGACACAUUAAAUCAUUUUUAUAAAUUAAAUUUAUCAACUGAUGACAUCAAGCUGAUAUUAGAUGCACAAUCUGCAAGGAGAAAGAAGUCAAUAGUGUAUAUUGCAAAAGCUACAGUUUAUGAAUAUUUGGUAAAGUCAAUUAAAAUUAAUUCGAAUUCUUUGGAAAGUGUUCAAUCAGAUAUACAACUAUUUAUACAAUGUAUUAGUAAAAGUUUAGGAUUAUAUUUGAAUGAAGAUGAGAUUAUUAAUACUAUUAAAGAAUGUAAAUCCCCAGAGAAAACCAGUUUGGACGAACAAAAGCAAAUUAUAAGAAAUAAAUCAAAUCAGUAUGGUAAAAGAAAUACUUAUUUUUUAAAUGAAAUUAAUUUGCAAUUUAAAGAAGAUUUUGUCACCAUGGCAUUAAUUAAUAAUUUAGCUGAUGACUUGUUACUUCCAUUAGUUAUAACUAACAAUUUUAAAAACUCCAAUUUUGAUUAUUAUCCCACUGGUAUGCUUAAUUCAUUUCAUUUACAUGCUUAUUUAUUAGGUUUAAAUUAUACAUUACAAUUACGAAAGAAAAAUAUUGUAUUAUUCAUGAAUAAUAAUGUAAUUUUGAAACAAAAAUAUUCAAAUAUUGAGAUUGUAUACUUAAAUCCAAAAUUUGACAAGUAUUAUAAUGAAGAUAAUUUUAUUAAAUUUCCGUUUGAUUAUGGAUUAAUUGAUAUAAUAAAAUCUAAAAUUCAAAAUAGCGAAAAUCUUGUUCAAGCUUGUCAAAUUUUUCAAAAAGUGAUAGAUGAUCUUGAAAAUGAUUCAUUUUUGAUUAAUAUCAGUCAGUUAUGUAAUUAUCAAUUUUUAAAACAUACUGGAUUUAAAGACAUAGAUCCAGUAAAACCAAAAUCAAGUAUAAUUAAAUGUCGUGGUGGAAAGUACUAUAUACUGGACAACUAUCCAACUACAACAUAUUUGAAUUAUGACUAUGGAAUAAAAGAUAUUUACAUGAUUAUAAAAACUUUGUGGGAAUUUAAUCACUCUAAAGAUCAAACUAAGGAAUCCAUAAAUUUGGAUAAAUUUAAAGCCGGUAUUGAGGGUAUAAUUUCAAAAUUAGAUUCAGAUCUACAGAAUAAAUUGUUGAUCUUGUAUAAUCAAAUUAAUGAAAAAUAUGGUGAUGGAAUUUAUCAAAAUCAAACUAGGAAAUUAAUUGAAAAAUCAAAUUUUAAAAUAUCACAAGAUGAAAUAUCUAAUUUCAAAACAUUGUAUGAAUUACAUGAAAACUUUAGAGAUGAAAAUAAUUUCAAUACUUCACAUUUAACUAGUACUUUGUUCAUAGAUGAUGAUUUAGUUAAUAAUCAAUCAAUAAUUGGUAAUGGUAGAAAUAUCAAGAAAAGAAGCAAAACAUCCACUAAUUUACCUACAAUCAAAAGAUCCAAAAUACUUCAAACUCUUAAGAAAGAUAAAUUAUCAUUUAUUGAAUCAGAAGAUACUAUUUAUAAUAAUAAUAAUAGAAAUAAUAUUAAUAAUAAUAAUAAUAUUAAUAAUAAUAAUAAUAAUAAUAAUAAUAAUAAUAAUAAUAAUAAUAAUGAUAUUAAUAAUGAUUCAUUUACUAAAAAAAUCAAUCAAAGAUCCAAAUAUACACCAAACUCAUCUGCAAACAAUUCAAAACAUGAUAAUACUAGUAAUGGUGAUGCGAGUACUCCAAAUAAUAUCAAAACUAAUAAUGCAAUUUUGAUUACUCAUGAUGAUGGUGGUAUUGAUUUAAAUAAAUUAAAGAUAAAUAAAAGAUCAAGAGCAGCUAAAGAAAAGGCAAAUUAUAAGGAGUCUGAUUCUGAUGAUAGUGAAUCUUCCGAAGAGUCUGAUUCUGAAGAUUCUGAUUCCGAUUCCGAUUCUGAUUCUGAUUCCGAUUCUGUGUCUGAAGUUUCAGGAGAGGAUGAGAUUAUAAAUAAAGAUGAAUUAUUAUUGAGUGUACAAGAUAGUUUGGAAAAGAAGAAAGACAAAUUGGUUGCUUCAGUGAAAAAGAAUGGAUCUAAAAUUGGUGAAUCUCCAGCUCCUGUUGAAAAUGAACAUCCACAUUCAAAUUCAAAGAGUCCAAGUAGCAAAGUCUCAACUUCAACUACUCAAAGAAAUAGAAAUCUUAGAUCAGUCACUGCAAAUAUUAAUGAGAAAAUAAAUGAUGAUUGUCAUGUUGAUAAAACUCCAGGUGCUGUAAAAUCGGCAGAUCAAACAAAAUCAACAACUGGUGCUGUUACCACAAGUGCUGAUAGAACAAAACCAUUUGAACCUACAAGUAAGGAUGUAAAUCCAAGUGCUAAUAGUACAAAUGUUGUGCCUUCAAGUGCUCAAAAUUCAAAUCGACCAUUGAAACAAGCAGAUACUAUUACUGCUUCAAUUACUAAUGCUAUCAAACCGAUGUUCGGUGUUUUUAAUGCGAAGGAUUUUACCAAUGCCACAAACACAGCAAUUUCAACUGAUGAACAAACACCUCCUAUUAGUUCUAAUAUUAUAGCAACUGCAACUAAUAGCAAUCAACUGGAAAUAAAACCAAAAUUAGCUUCAUCUCCAACUCCAGCUCCAAUAUCAACAGCAAAAGCUAAAGAAUUAGCUCGAACAAACGUAAAUAAACAAGGUGCUAAGGAAACUCCAAAAUUGAGUACUAUAUUGGGUCAUUUGGGAAAUUUAAAAUCAGAGCUUAAUCAAUUAACGCAAAAAAUAGCUCAAGGUUUAGAAAAUGAAGAUGAUGUCAGACUAUUUAAAAGAUAUAUGAAUUUUGCACAAACUUUAAAGCAAAUUCCAUCACCAAAUCAAAAUUCAGCAAUUUUAAGAACUUUAAAUGCAAUUGAAAAGAAUCCACAUAUGUAUGAUGGUGGUGAUGUGGCGAAAAGAAGUAGGAAAAAGAAGCCAGAGAAUGUUUCGAAAACUAACCAUCAAAGUAGGAAGAACGUAUCUGGUGAAAAACAGUCAACUGCUACUUGUCAUAAAAAAGAUAAAGAAAAUGAGAAAUCAAAUGAUAACACUAAGGAAAUACAUAAUGAAAAAGAAAGUGCGGAAAGAAAAUUGAGUUCAAGUUUGGAGCAAUCAUUAAACAGAGUAGAGGACUCAAAUUCAGAGAAAUUAUUAAAAAUAUUAGAAGACGAAAAACACGAAGUUCAAAAGGAGUUAAAUCUUGUAUCUGAAAAACUUUCAACUUUAACAACAGAUCAAAAAUAUGAAAAAACUCAAACAACCAGAAGGAAAGCCGAAUUGUUAGAAGCAAUUCAAGCCAAACAAGCUCAUAUUGAGCAAGUGACAAAUAAGAUACAAAAACUUAAUGAAUCGAAAGCCUCAGAUUUUAGUAAUAUUGCCAUACCUGCUCAACCACAAAUUAAAUUAACACAUUCAUCCUCAAUUCAUCGUCCCGUCUCUCAAGGAAAUCCAUAUGCUGCACUUGGUGUUCCUCAAUCAAAUAAGUCAACAACUAGUCAACAAGGUGUAACAACUCAGAAAUCAAUUAUGAAAUCAACACCUACAUCUAAUUCAAAACUGACAAUUAAAAAGGAACCUAAACUAAAAACACCAGUAGGUUCAAGUAACGAUCAACAUUCAACUAUUUUCAUUCACUCAAAUACUAUAUCACCAAGUUCUAAUGAUUUAUAUGCGGAAAAAAUUGAAGAACAGAGAAGAGAAACUGAAGAAUUUGUUGCAAAAUACGGAAUAGUUUUGGAUUCAUCAAAAAAUAAAGUGCAACCCCAAUCCAAUAAAAUUAGAAGUUCAUCUCAAACAAUCGAAUCGCCAGCUAAUGAAAUUGGAAGCUCGUCUCCAAAAGCUCAACCACAACCUAAUAAAAUUGGUGAUUUAUCUCAAACAACACAACCGCAACCUGAUAAAAUUGGAGAAUCAUCACAAACAACACAACCACAAUCUAAUAACAUAGGCUCAUCUCAUACAACACAAUCACAAUCUAAUAAAGUAGGUAGUUCAGUACAAACAGAGCAACUACAAGCUGAUAAAAUUGGAAGUUCAUCACAAACAACGCAACCACAAUCUAAUAAGAUAGGUUUCUCUCAAACAACACAAUUACAAGCUAAUAAAGUAGGUAGUUUUUUACAAACAGAAGGUAGUUCAUCAGAUAUAGCACAGCCACAACUACAAAAUGCUUCCAACAAUUUACCUCAAGUUAGAUUACCAAAAUUGAAUUCACUUAAAGAUUUAAAGCAACCUACAACAACAAUUGAGAACAGAUUUAGUGAAAGUACAACAUCAUUAUCUGCUAACAAAAGAGAACUGUCCCCAAAUAAGCAUUUAUUUAAAAAAUUAAAUGAAUAUUCAUCAAGUGAAGAAGAGAAUAAAAAGAAGAAUAACAGUGAUUCAGAUUCCGAUUCGGAUUCAAAUGUACUUAUUGAUUUUGGCCCCAAUUCCGGCUUAAAAUCAUCUUCAAAUCCAAAAGCAAGUUCAAGUUCAAGUUCUAGUUGUAGUUCUAAUUCAGAAUCGGAUUCAGAUUCAGAUAGUAGUGGUCAGAGUAGUAGUAGUGAUUCAGCAUAG
Insectozyma verbasci is the source of this 4581-nucleotide messenger RNA. NCBI's taxonomy places the organism in Eukaryota, Fungi, Ascomycota, Pichiomycetes, Serinales, Debaryomycetaceae. The record is from the annotation of a GenBank genome assembly.